AGGAGUGAACGGAUUGGGACGCGUCCAGGGUGAAGUACCCGGAUGUAACAACACGCACUGGGGUUUAGCUCGGGCUCGACAAUGUCACCGGCUCUUUGUUUGGAUCAGAACCACGGAUAACGGACUGUCUGGUUUUUUUUUUUUGUUGCUGUUGUUGUUGUUGAAUUUUUGUAAAACAGAACGGAUUUAAUUCUUCUGCUUUAAACAGUUCAGUGUUUUAUCCCUGCGCUACUUCUGCUAGCAGCUGAAAGAAAAGGAAACGGGCUAGUUAACGCUAGCUAGUUAGCUAACACCGCCUAAAUAUAGAAUUAAAUAACUAGGUUAUAAUUGUGUUAAUAUUAUUUUUUAAAUUUAGAGAUAUUUCUGGGGUUUUUUUACACGGCUGCGUGGUUUCAUUUCUUUUGUUUGUUUUGUAUGUAGCUCGGUGGCUAACAUAGUUCAAGCUAGCAGCGUUAGCUUAUUGCUAAGACAACCAGGAUUUUUCACUUCCUGUUUUUGUUUCUUUCUUUAACAUUUAAACUGAAUUCAGCUUUAAUUCAUUCAUCUAACUCACAUCAUUUCUGCCUGAAAUGUCACGCUAGCCAUUUUACUAGUCAUUUAGGAUAGUUAGAGUUAGCUUUAGGUUACACUAUUUAUUUAUUUAUGUAUUUAUUUAUUUAUUAUUAUUGAUAUUAUUAGUAUUAAUAUUAUUGUUAUUUAUUUGUGAGCUUGUGAGCAUGCAGCUGUGGUAGUGUACAGCUCUGUCUAACCUCCCAGCAGUUUAAAGUUAUUUGAUUUAGCAGCAUGUCGACUUAAACAGCUUGCUUUAGUGUUGUUACAUUUCUGAACCCAUCCCUCAAAUCAAGGUGUGUUAGAUUUCAUAUGAAAUAAACAUUAAAAAGCUCAGACAGGUAUAAAGGAGAGGGGAAGAGUGAUAUUAUGGCCUGCGCUUGGGGCAUGAAGAAGAUUUCAUCAUGGACACAGUCACUCUUCAUCCUCAGCGUGGUCUUCCUCAAUAAAGCAGUCUGCUCACAGCAUGGUGAUAAUGUCUACGUGUCAGGGAUCUCUAAUGCCUGUGGAGAUGUGGUGGAGCAGAUCAGGGCCUCCAGCGGUGUGAUCACCAGUCCUGGGUGGCCUUUUGAAUAUCCGUCUCGCAUCAACUGCAGCUGGAACAUCCGAGCAAAUCCUGGAGAAAUCAUCACCAUCAGUUUUCAGGACUUUGAGAUCCAGAGCUCACACCGCUGCGGAUUGGACUGGAUCUCCAUCGGCACUUACAAGAACCUGGACGGAUACCGAGCGUGCGGUUCGUCCAUCCCGGCUCCGUACAUCUCCUCUCAGGACCACGUGUGGAUUAAAUUCCACUCGGACGACACGCUCACUGGCAAGGGCUUCAGGCUCUCUUACAUCACAGGAAAGUCAGAGGAGGCGAGCUGCGAGUCGGAUCAGUUCCACUGCGUGAACGGAAAGUGCAUCCCCCAGUCAUGGAGGUGCAACACAAUGGACGAGUGUGGAGACAACUCAGACGAGGAGAUGUGCAUUCAUCCCAACCCUCCUUCCUCUUCUUCAUCUUUUUUCUCCUUCCAGCCGUGCUCAUUCGAUCAGUUCCCCUGUGUGUCACGCUACACCCGAGUCCUCACCUGCCUCCCGUCUUCUCUCCGCUGUGACGGCGCCAUCGAUUGCCAGGAUCUGAGUGACGAAAUCGACUGCGACACCCCCGCGUGUUCUGAGCUUCGCCUUCAAAACUUUUAUGGAACUUUUAACUCUCCGAAUUAUCCAGAUUUCUAUCCUCCAGGUAGCGACUGCACGUGGCUAAUCGAUACAGGCGAUCGCCGCCGAGUCGUCCUGCGCUUCCUGGAUUUCAAAUUGGACGGAACUGGUUACUACGGAGAUUUUGUAAAAGUGUAUGACGGCUUGGAGGCGGAGCCUAGACGCCUCCUUCGCGUUCUGACCGCCCUCGAUUCACGCACUUCUGUCAUAACUAUAAUUUCGUCGUCAGGGCAGCUCCGGGUGCACUUUUAUGCAGACAAGAUCAACACAGCGCGAGGGUUUAACGCUACAUAUCAGGUUGAAGGGUUUUGUUUGCCCUGGGAGAUGCCAUGUGGGGGAAACUGGGGGUGUUACACCGAACAGCAGCGCUGCGAUGGAUACUGGCACUGCGCUAAUGGCAGAGACGAGCUAAACUGCAGCGGAUGUGGCGAAGAUGAGUUCCCGUGCUCGAGAAACGGUGCGUGCUACCCGAGAUCUGACCGCUGCAACUACCAGAACCGCUGCCCCAACGGCUCCGACGAGAAGAACUGCGCUUUCUGCCAGCCCGGGAACUUCCACUGCAGGAACGGGCGCUGCGUGUUCGAGAGCUGGGUGUGCGAUGCGCAGGACGACUGCGGCGAUGCCAGCGACGAGGACGCGUGCCCCGUCGCCGUGCCAACACGGGUCAUCGCUGCCGCGGUUAUCGGCAGCCUGGUGUGCGGUCUGCUGCUCGUCAUCGCGCUCGGCUGCACCUGCAAACUCUACUCCCUCAGGAGCUUCGAGCGCAGGUCGUUUGAGACACAGUUGUCCAGAGUGGAGGCUGAGUUACUGAGGAGAGAAGCUCCGCCCUCAUAUGGUCAGCUUAUCGCUCAGGGUUUAAUUCCCCCUGUGGAGGAUUUCCCCGUCUGUUCUGGCAACCAGGCUUCCGUGUUGGAGAAUCUCCGGCUGGCCGUUCGCUCUCAGCUCGGAUUCACUUCCAUCCGCCUCCCUUCCUCUGGUCGCCAUGGCAACGUCUGGCGCCGGCUCUUCAACUUCACACGUUCUCGCCAUUCCGCCUCCUUAGCACUGGUGUCCUCUGGCGCAGGGGUGGAGUCAGACUCAGGAAGCGGGGCUAACGGUGUUGGAAGCUCCGCCCACAUUUCGGAGCGACUGGACUCGGAUGAUUCGGAGAGUGAACAGCAGGGGGCAGUGGGCGGAGCAUCGGCUUCUCUUCUGCCUCACAAAACCCCUCCUGCCGCCACCGUCGUGUCUGUUUCUGCAAGCGCCGCCCCACAUGCUGUAGCCGAGAGCGACGAUAUAGUCACCCCGCCUCCCAGUGGGCGUGGUUCGUUUGUGGCGCGCGGGCUGCGCUGGGUCCGGAUGUCCCUCGGAUCUCGGUUUGCGCAGCAGAACCGGAGCCCUCUGAGACAGAUGCAGAACGGAACAGCAAGCGAAGAAGAUGACGACGAAGACGUUGAGCUCCUCGUUCCUUUAACCGACACCUCGGAUGCACCCUCCGCCGCUCCCUCGCUUCGAGGCAGGCCAGCGAUUCGGGACGGGCCGUGCGACCACUGCGGGAUGGUUCACACGGCUCAGAUUCCUGACGCCUGCUUAGAGGCCACGGCUAGAACAGAAACCAGCGACGAUGAUUCUCUUUUGCUUUGUUAAUUCUCAGUACAACCCGCUUUGCCUUCGCUUCUUCACUCUCCCUGGCAAGGGAAAGUCUGAAUGUUUUUGGACACCUGCCCUUACCCGUGACCUUUCCAAGAGCUUCAGAGCAGUUCUGGUGACGCCGUCUCCCCUCCAAUGUGCAGUUUCCUGUAUCUGGUUUAGCUUAAGCGGUUAAAGUGGGUGUGCGCUGGUUAACAUGACUGGAUGGUUUUGAUUUCAAAUCCCAAGACUGACAGAGGGCCACCGUUGGGCCCCUGAGCGAGACCCUUAACCCCUUAACUGUUCAUCUGUAAGCUUGGAUUGAAUUACGCCUCACUUGUAUGACGCGUCGCGUCUGCCAAAUAGGUUAAUUUUUGACCUUUUCCUGGAGAGGAGAAGGGUUUGGGAUACACACUCAGCAGAAUGGGAGAGAACGCUGUUUGGGAGAGGUAUUAAACGUACACUGGUACUGGGGAAACUAGACGAUUCAGAUGCUUCGAGAGAUUUAUUAAGUAUUGAAUCAUUCUGAUGUCAGUGGAAAGGCUGCAUAAUUAUCCACACGGUACAUUACAUAUAAGCUGCCGGGGCUCUUAAUUCAGAUUUAAAGGCGUAGUACGAUUUUGCAGUUAGAGCAGAUUAUUUAUAAUGCAGUGUGAAUUAAGGAGUGACUAUUUUUAAGGAUGUUACAUUCUAUAACAGCCACCCAUGUUGUGUUGUAUUUAUUGUUUCUUUACUGCUUAAUGUUUUGGUACUGAAAACUCGUGUGAGAGAGAAAGCGUGUGUGGUUUGUGUGUGUGUGUGUGUGUGUGUAUUUAUUACUGGUUUUAAUUUCAGUAGUGGUUACCUGAGAAGCAUGUUACAUUGUCUUGUGCUUUUUUUUUUGUUGUUUUUUUUUUUUAAGUGAUUAUUGUGUACGAAAGUAAAUGUAUAUAAAUAUGCGUAACUGGUUACUGCACUAAAGAAUAAAGUAUUCCAUCCCA
Molecule: messenger RNA, 4334 nt
Organism: Pangasianodon hypophthalmus (striped catfish)
Lineage: Eukaryota; Metazoa; Chordata; Actinopteri; Siluriformes; Pangasiidae
Gene: lrp12
Product: low density lipoprotein receptor-related protein 12
Exons: 7
Coding region: 919-3372 (817 amino acids)
Cellular component (GO): plasma membrane
Molecular function (GO): low-density lipoprotein particle receptor activity; protein binding
Source: RefSeq, a predicted model, not a curated record